Molecule: messenger RNA, 198 nt
Organism: Acaulospora colombiana
Lineage: Eukaryota; Fungi; Glomeromycota; Glomeromycetes; Diversisporales; Acaulosporaceae
Source: the annotation of a GenBank genome assembly
AUGUAUUGGAGGAUGAUACACGAGUACACCAGUGGACGGGCAAACGAGCGGUAUUCACGCGGGGUAAUUCAGUGCCUCAACUGGGAAACCUACGUUUCAAAAUCUCUUUGUAGUAGGCUUAUAGCACCCGCAACACCGGCUCUUUGGCCCAAUGAGGCACUAGGGCCCAAAACGCGGGAAAGAUUCAUGGAGGGUUGA